Impatiens glandulifera is the source of this 421-nucleotide messenger RNA. RefSeq names its product signaling peptide TAXIMIN 2. The record is from RefSeq and is a predicted model, not a curated record. The transcript is spliced from 2 exons. The coding region runs from base 63 to 284 and encodes 73 amino acids. Lineage: Eukaryota; Viridiplantae; Streptophyta; Magnoliopsida; Ericales; Balsaminaceae.
CUUCUUCUUCAAUUCGUCAAAAUACAACUGCAAUUUACAGUCUAGAGAGAGAUAGAGAAAAAAUGGGAGAUUGCAGACCGCUCGGUUUCUUGAUCGGAUUGCCGUUCGCUCUUGUAUCUUUAGUGUUGUCACUUAUCGGCGCUGUCAUCUGGGUUAUUGGGUCUGUUUUGAGCUGUUUGUGCCCUUGUUUUUGCUGUUGUGCCGGUCUUGCAAACAUGGCGGUUGAUCUCAUAAAACUUCCUAUCAAAGUGAUUAGAUGGUUUACAGAACAAAUUCCUUGUUAGGAAGAUGAUGGAUCCAUUCUUGGUGAUUAUGUUGUAGUUAUUCUUGUGCUGUUUUCAUAUUUUUUGUUGCAGAUAUUCCUUUGAUUCAUUAUUGUUGAUGGAGGUUUCUUUAAUGAUAAAUAUAUGUGAUUUCAUUU